AUGAGCUUAAAAAGGGUCGUCUCUACGUUCAGAGUAUGGAGAAAAGUACGAUUCUACUCUAUCAAUGAAAAGCCUCGCAUAAAUCCGGUAGGAAUCCAACAUUUAAGCCAACAUUUGCAUAAUCAAAUAUUUGGCCCUAGUACCGAACAAAGUCAUAGGGAAGAUCUUAACCCUCAAGAUAAGAAGAGGCUUAUACGACUAUCACAACAAUUUUUGAAAAAGCAUGGCUUAUUGGGUAAGAAAACCUCAAUUUCAAAUCCCAUCUCGUUCGAUUUACCCAAACUACAGGGCAAAUCCCUAGAUGAACAUUUCCAAAAACUGGGUUUGUACGCGUCCCAGCCUUUUUUAGACAAAGCACGCAACAAAUUUACUCAAAUGCCGCCGAAGCCUCAAACCUGGUUGAGAAAAUCCGGCUGGAUACGAUAUUCAUCAGGAGAAGAACCAAAACCCGUACCAUUUCCUUGCGAAGAAACUAUAGUUUUUGAUGUCGAAACACUGUACAAGAUCUCUCCCUAUCCGACGCUCGCUGUUGCGGUGUCACAAAAUGCAUGGUAUUGUUGGUGUUCUCCAUUUCUAUGCGGUGAAUCCGAGGACCCGGCCCAUUUAAUCCCUUUGGAUACUUUGAAUCAAACUCGACUAGUGAUAGGUCAUAAUGUCGGCUAUGAUCGCGCACGGGUGCUGGAAGAAUACAAUUGUCAAGAGUCAAAAGCCUUUUUUUUGGACACGAUGUCAUUACACAUUGCAUCUUCGGGAAUGUGUUCGAGACAGCGACCACAAUGGAUGCAGAAACAAAAGGCUCAAGGGCUUCGAGAAGAUGAAGAGCCUGGAAUUUCGGAGGAGGAUGAUGUUGAGGAACCGUGGACCACAGUUUCUACACUGAACUCGUUGAGUGAUGUGGCUCUCUUACAUUGUGGUAUUAAAUUAGAUAAGACCCAAAGAGAUGCCUUUUCUACCCUUGACGUAAAUGAUAUUAUAUCCGAUUUCAAUGCUAUGGUUGAUUACUGUGCCAUGGACGUUGAAGCAACAAGCUCCGUAUUCGACGUGGUCCUCCCGCUCUUUUUACUAAAGUGUCCGCAUCCUGUGUCUUUUGGCGCAUUAAGAUUACUAUCAACAUCAAUCCUCACAACCAGAAAUGACGCUUGGAAAGACUACAUUGAGCGCGCGGAGGAACAAUAUCAAAGCAGUAAACAAAGCAUUGAAAAGAAGAUUAUUACAAUUGUCGAAGAGGUAGUAAAGCUCAAAGACGACAAAGAAACUAUCUCGAAAGAUCCAUGGCUUAAGCAGCUGGAUUGGACUAUUAAGCCUCUACGGAUCACAAAAAAAGGCGUACCUGCCAAGGGUCAAAAGCUACCAGGAUUUCCUGAAUGGUACAGGCAAUUAUUUCCCUCGAAAGAAAGUAAGACACCUAUAAUUACCAUACGGAAUAGAACAAUACCUCUAUUUUUCAAGCUUUCUUGGGAGGGAGAGCCAGUUAUUUGGACCUCUUCCAGCGGAUGGUGUUUCGCCGUUCCGGAAGCUCGAACAGAGGAAAUGAAAGACAAGAACUAUCACCUUGCAGACUCUGUUGAGAAAACUGAGCUGGGGUACAAACUUUUCAAAGUGCCGCAUCCAAAUGGUCAUCAAUACAAUUGUACAGCCCUUUUGAGUAAGCAGUACAUUCAAUAUUUCGAGAAGGGCGUGUUGACUGCACACUCAGAUCUUGCGCAGGAAGCCUUAAACAUAAAUUCGUCAUGUUCAUACUGGAUAUCGGCGCGUGAACGAGUCAUGUCACAAUUUAUUGUUCCCACGGAAAAGUUUCCGAAGCAGUUUAAAACGUUAAGCGGGGAAAAUUCGGGCGAUGAUGAAAUGAGCAUUAUACUACCAACUGUUAUUCCUAUGGGAACGGUGACACGACGUUCUGUGGAGAAUACCUGGUUAACAGCUUCAAAUGCAAAAGCAAAUAGAAUUGGCUCAGAGUUGAGAGCUCAAAUUAAAGCACCAGAGGGUUACGCAUUCGUAGGCGCUGAUGUUGAUAGUGAAGAGUUAUGGAUUGCGUCCUUGGUAAGUGAUUCAGUUUUCAACAUUCACGGAGGAACACCAAUUGGGUGGAUGUGCUUAGAGGGUUCAAAAAGCGAAGGGACUGAUUUGCAUACCAAGACAGCCCACAUUUUGAAGUGCUCUAGAAACGAGGCUAAAAUAUUCAACUAUGGUAGAAUUUACGGUGCCGGCGUUAAGUUCGCCACUCAACUAUUGAAGAAGUUUAAUCCAAAUUUAACUGACACGGAAGCCAAGCAAAUGGCUGAAAAGCUAUAUGGGUCAACCAAAGGCCUGACAAAACGUUCUAAGGUGUUUAAGAAGUUUUGGUUUGGCGGCUCGGAGUCCAUCUUAUUUAACAAACUGGAACACAUAGCUGAACAAGACAUUCCCAAAACACCUGUUCUUGGCGCUGGAAUUACCUCCUCCCUUAUGAAGCACAAUCUUGGUUCAAACACUUUUCUUCCGUCAAGAAUCAAUUGGGCAAUUCAGUCCUCCGGCGUCGACUACUUGCACCUCUUGUGCUGUUCGAUGAAUUACCUGAUCCAAAAAUAUGCCAUACAAGCUAGACUCUCCAUAUCAAUCCAUGACGAAAUUCGAUACUUGACUGCCGAAAAGGACAAAUAUAGAACUGCCAUGGCGUUGCAAAUCAGUAAUAUAUGGACCAGGGCCAUUUUCUGUGAACAAAUGGGAAUACGCGACCUGCCGCAAAACUGUGCUUUCUUCUCUGCGAUAGACAUUGAUCAUGUUCUCAGAAAAGAGGUUGACAUGGAUUGUAUUACGCCAUCGAAUAAGAUUCCUAUCCCGCACGGUGAAUCUGUUGACAUAACAAAACUACUAACACUUCCCGAUAGUAACCUAAGAGACGAAAGGGAAGAUAUUGACGUUUCCCACUUUCCAUACCAAUACAGGGAACCGGUAUUUUCUAAACAUAAAAAAGCAUUUAGCAAAGACUAUUUGGAUUACUUUUUAAGGUUGCAAAUUCAAUCCGUAAAAUGGAAGGUAGAUGAACUGGAGCAGGAUUACCUGAGACAAAACAAUGAGAGAAAUUCUGAACUGGAAGAAAACUCAAAGUACAUGUUUUUGGAUUAUUUAACUGAUACAAAAAUUGGAAAGCAUCCGAAGAUUAACAUCAUGGCUGAAUCUCCACCAAGCAAUGCGCCUGACCUAGAUUUACGUGGGAGUGAAGUCGAAUCUCGUGGAGAUUUGCAGAAAACGCCAAGCAUUCAUACACCCGAAAAGGCGUAUCGCGCCGAUUACCUACAGGAUUUGGAAUUGCAGCAUCAAUCUGCCAUGGAAGCAAAUUCGAAACCACUUAAAUCACAAACAAGACGGAAGACACGCAGAACACUCGCCGCAAAAAGUGCUGCAUACAAGAUGUUCAACGAUUGCAUUGACUCACCUCGAGCGCAAUGCACACAAAGAACGCUAGCAAACAUGAACGUAGAUAUCGAUUCAAUUGUCAAAGAAGUUGUUUCAGAUGAUAAAUUUCCCGACUCAACGAUAAAAAGAUCAAGAAGGAAGCCAGCCGGUAAAAGCAACAAGCAAACCAUAUCAAAACGAUCCCAGCAAAGCAUAAUAUCCCAAAACAAUGAAACAGAAUCUGAUUCGAGUGGUCGUUUACAUAACUAA
Molecule: messenger RNA, 3645 nt
Organism: Lachancea nothofagi CBS 11611
Lineage: Eukaryota; Fungi; Ascomycota; Saccharomycetes; Saccharomycetales; Saccharomycetaceae
Source: the annotation of a GenBank genome assembly